GGCCCUCCUGCAGAAGCGCAUUCCCGAAGCAUCAUCAGACCCGUGACUGACAACGAGUUUUCUCUGGGGCCAGACUGGCUUCUAGAGCUGACAGAUCCAGUGGUGAGGAGAAUUGCGGGCCUUUUGCUCAUCCUAGUGUGGGCCUAGAGGGCUCUUUGAGCUAAACUGGGCAGGACAGCGCUGGGGCUGGUGGACACAGGAAACCUACCCAGCUUGCUGGUGUUUGGCCAACACAGAGGAUGUGCCCAUGGGGGAGCAGGCCCCUUUGGCUCCUGUCCGCACCCUUGCCCACAGGUGCCUGUGAUACCUAUGGCUGACUGGGGCCAGGGCAACACCAGAACUUGUAACAGAAUUAAAGGUGAAUGUUUCCAGGUGCUACCUGUAUAGUGUCUGCUUUCUGCUCCAAUGCCUCCGGGUAAUCUUUGAGACCCUUGAGCUGUGAGUGCAGAGUCCAGACCUGAGCUGGAAGCCGGGAGUUAAGUGAUUAAGAGCUUGGCUUUUAAAGCUACCUAGUCCAAGUGACGUCAGCCUUGGCCCUAUCACUGACUAGCUAUGUGCAUGUGGAUAGUUGUGUACUUUAUAGGUACCUCAGUUUGCCUUAUCUAUAAAGUGGCAUAACUUGGCCAACGGGCUCUUUGAAAACGUUAAUUCCACAAGUAUCCUGUAUGACUGGGUAUUGGAGGACUGUCUUUAAAAGAGCCAGGCGGAGCCUCUGCCCACACGGAGCUUGCAGCCAGACAGGGUCCGGGUGGCAUGGAGGGCUGCUCGGGAGCCGGCUGGGCCGGGCAGUGCGCGCGCACACACACAGAUGGCUGCGACCAUGUUCGGACAAGCCUCUUGAGGGAACGAACCCCUGGGCGACGUCCCUGAGGCUGCCUCUGUCAUCCGGCACAGUAAGUUGAACCCGCUGCCUGUGUCUGCGGGCUGCGCAUGCGCGGCACCCCGUCCUACGCCUCCCGGUCGCGGGUUGGUGGGUUUGGGUCACGCGGGCGCUUCGCCUCUUCCUCGCCGCAGGGGGCCUGACCGCUCUCUGGUUUCCGGUUUGGUGGGUCUGAGAUGACGGAGUCGAGCGCCUCUCCGGAGGACCCCUGGGUCAAGGAGAAUCCAGUUGCCUGCGCAGCCCCCCAGGUGGAGUAUGCCUACAGUGACAACAGCCUGGACCCCGGGCUUUUUGUAGAAAGUACCCGCAAGGGGAGUGUAGUGUCCAGAGCUAAUAGCAUCGGUUCCACCAGUGCCUCUUCCGUCCCUAACACAGAUGACGAGGACAGUGAUUACCACCAGGAGUCCUACAAGGAGUCUUACAAGGACCGGCGGCGGCGAGCACAUACGCAGGCUGAGCAGAAGAGGAGGGACGCUAUCAAGAGAGGCUAUGAUGACCUUCAGACCAUCGUCCCCACCUGCCAACAGCAGGACUUCUCCAUUGGGUCUCAAAAGCUCAGCAAAGCCAUCGUUCUACAGAAGACCAUCGACUACAUCCAGUUUUUGCACAAGGAGAAGAAAAAGCAAGAGGAGGAGGUAUCCACACUGCGCAAGGACGUCAUGGCCCUCAAGAUCAUGAAAGUGAACUAUGAGCAGAUCGUGAAGGCACACCAGGACAAUCCCCAUGAGGGGGAGGACCAGGUCUCGGACCAGGUCAAGUUCAACGUGUUUCAGGGCAUCAUGGACUCCCUGUUCCAGUCUUUCAAUGCCUCCAUUUCCGUGGCCAGCUUCCAGGAGCUGUCGGCUUGUGUCUUCAGCUGGAUUGAGGAGCACUGUAAGCCACAGACCCUCCGGGAGAUUGUGAUUGGCGUCCUGCACCAAUUGAAGAACCAACUUUACUGAGUGGCUCUCAGAACCUGCAGAAGAGCCAGUAAGAGGCCUUGAGUCUCCUACUUGGCCACGGAACACCAAGCUUGUGAGACUGUGACACUGUACAUCAGUGUCUGGCUCCCCCCCCCCAUCCUCAGUGGGGCAGGGGUGUUUGUUUUGUGAAAGCUUUAACUUAUUAUAUUGACCACAGAACUCGACCCUACCCAGUCUUCCCCUCCCCCCAUAGAAGACCUCGAGUCUGCUCCGGGUACCCCAAAGAGCUCCUGGCCGCUUCCCUUUUUCUAAACCUGAUUUCUGCUCACUAGCUACAUAUAUUUGGAAACUACUCUGCCUCUAUUUUGGUCUCCUGGGCAACAUUUGGCCCAAGUUUGGUCAUUCUGGCAGUUGGAGGGGAAAAAAGGAGUAAGAGGAAAUACUCUUACAGCCAUUAAGGACAAAGACAAGGCUAGGGCUGCCUGAUCAGUCCAAGGUGAGGCCAGGGCUUUUCUGGCCAGCUCAGGGCAGGGCUGCCAGGUUCCAGCCCUCACCUCUAUCACCUCUCCUUCCUCCCCUGCUCUGAACAGUAGAGGGAAGCAGCCUCCCUACCUAGUCCUGCCUUUUGUCCCCACAGGCAGGAGCACUGCACAGUGAAGUCAAGUGUGACACAGCACUACAUAAUGGAAGUUUUUUAUUUUUCUAAACACCAACAAUGCACUUUUGCUAACAUUACAAUUUUGAAAAAUUAACAGAGCUUCAAAGUCCAGCCUUUCUGUCAAGUGUAUCUGGGUCUCUGCCAUCUCUCAGUACUGCCUUUCUCCCAAGACUUGGAGAUAGGACAAAGACAUAAAGAAGAUAAUCUAAAGGGCUCCUGGGGUACCAAGCCAGGGAGAGUACUGGGUGAGGCCUUGGGGUCCUUGAAUGCUGUGUAUAGUGGCCUUUCUCUACCCCUGUCCUCAAGCUCCCUUCUGUCUUCCUCAGGUUUGAUAUUUGGGAGGUUUGAUUAUCCACAGGAAAUUAUUUUUAUAUCAAAUUAUGUUACAAUAAAUACUGCCAAAUGCUGUCCUUUGGCAUGUUCCAAGUCUAAGGGUUAAACUCAAGCAAUUGGAAUGUGGACAAUGAAAAUGAAUGUAACCAUCCACUCCAGGCCAUCAGCACUCCCUCCCUCCACCUAAUACACUGGUUUAUGCCCCUCUCCUAGCUGCUCUGCUCAAAGGUGGCAAGCAGCAGGAGCCACAAAAAAAGCUGACCACCCAAGGCAGCCAGUCCAGGACAUCUCUUCCCAUUCCCCAGUCCUGCCUCUCAGGGGUCUGGGAGCUUGACAUUGUUAUCUUCAUCUGUCUCUAUCCCAACUUCCUCCUGUGGGAUAUGAAUAAGUGAAUGAGACCUCCCUGGAUGAUGACCCCAGGGGAACAAGAAAAGGAGAGAACCACUUACGAAGAACUGCUUCUUGCUCUUGGGGUAUCCUUCAAGGAUUGCAUCAGACAGCUCUGUUGCCUGACAAAAAACAAAACCAUACCCUUCAGAUGGGCAGGACUCAGUGCUGCCUAAUGGAUCCAGGAUACUGAGCAGCAGUUUCCUGGUGGCUGUCAUUUCCCAGACCUGCCUCCGAGCUCCUACUUACCAUCCUCUUCCGCUUCCUCCACUCCUUGCAGUACUUCUGCCUCUCGCUGUACACCUAGACAGGGAAAUGGGUUCCUCUAACCCCUGAGCCCCGCAGCAGCUGCUGGGGGGGUCACCCCUCACCUUCCCCCUGGACCUGCACAGGCAGCCUGUCCUCCCGGCUCACCUGCUCUUUCUCUUCUGGGGUCACGUGGUUGGUGGCUGCUCGGAUGUUCUGCAGUCUCUCUGUGUAGCCAGAGCACUCUUCCUUUAACUCCUGGAUCUCUUUCUGCAUCUCCAGUGUGGUCAGGGCAGUAGUUAACUCCUUGAACUCUGAAACCACAUCUCCCUGAAGUCACAUGCUACCCCAAGGAAGGGGUUCUAGAUUUCCCAGAGGGCACUCCCUGAGUGGGUCCAGAAUGGGUCCUGAAUGGGUCUCAUAUUCUGGAAAUGCUCAGGAGAUUAAAGCUUACAGAAUUA
Messenger RNA from Manis javanica (Malayan pangolin), 3867 nucleotides. Lineage: Eukaryota; Metazoa; Chordata; Mammalia; Pholidota; Manidae. The record is from RefSeq and is a predicted model, not a curated record.